Molecule: messenger RNA, 2213 nt
Organism: Zophobas morio
Lineage: Eukaryota; Metazoa; Arthropoda; Insecta; Coleoptera; Tenebrionidae
Gene: path
Product: proton-coupled amino acid transporter-like protein pathetic
Exons: 9
Coding region: 171-1577 (468 amino acids)
Biological process (GO): amino acid transmembrane transport
Molecular function (GO): L-amino acid transmembrane transporter activity
Source: RefSeq, a predicted model, not a curated record
UAUUGUUAGAAGGCAAAGUUUAUCAUCCUGUGAACUGUCUUCGAGCUAUCAAAUUUGAGGUAGUUGUGAAUGGAAUUCCGACGAAAGUACCCACAAAAUUAAAAAUUAGACAAAAUUGGAACCCAAUUAGUGAGACUAAAGCAGAAAGUAACUUUAAUCCACAAAUCAAAAUGGCAACCAAAAUCCCCAAUGGAACCACCACCGAAAUGGAAACGUUCCUCCCCAGGGACGAGUCGGCGAUCAACGGAAACGUGACAACGUACAAAGUUACAAAAGACAACGAUUUAGAAGCGGCGAGUGUGGAUUAUGAUCCGUUCAAGGCCAGGGUACUCGACCACCCAGUGACGAACUGUGAUACUUUGACUCAUCUUCUAAAAGCUUCGUUAGGUACAGGAAUUUUAUCCAUGCCCGCCGCAUUUAAAGCGUCAGGAUUAGUGUUAGGAAUAUUCGCAACCAUCGCUGUUUCGGUCAUAUGCACACACUGCGCCUAUAUUUUAGUAGCAUCUGCACACGAAUUAUACAAAAAAGCCGGCAAAUCCUCCAUGAGCUUCGCCGAAGUGGCCGAACAAGCCUGCCGAAGAGGUCCGAAAUGGGCGAAAAAGUUCGGAUGGAUAGCAAGGCAAACCGUGUUAUGGGGCAUCUUCAUUACCUACUUCGCCACCUGCAGCUGCUACACAGUUAUAAUAGCAAGAAACAUCCUCUACGUCACGGAUCAAUAUUACGGUGAAAAUUCCUUCAACGUGAGAUACGUGGUUGCCCUGCUGCUGGUACCGCUCGUUCUCCUGGCAUUCGUGCCCAACUUGAAGUACCUGGCGCCGGUCUCCAUGGUGGCCAACGUCUGCAUGGCUCUGGGCCUGGGUAUCACGUUCUACUAUCUGGUUAAGGACGUUCCUCCUCCUUCGGAACGACCGGCUGUCGCCAACGAUCUUAGCACUCUUCCGAUUUGCAUUAGUGUGGUGAUUUUCGCAAUUGAAGCCAUUGGUGUGGUGAUGCCUCUGGAAAACAACAUGAGCACCCCGCGUAGUUUUGUCGGACUUUGUGGUGUUCUUAACCAGGGGAUGAGUUUCGUUACGCUUGUAUAUAUUGUUCUGGGAUUCUUUGGGUAUUUGAGGUAUGGAGAGGCCACUGAUGAGUCCAUUACUUAUAAUCUACCGAAAGGGGAAAUUGCCGCCCAAGCCGUCAACAUCCUGGUGGCCAUCGCCGUCUUCUGCACCUACGGCCUCCAGUUCUACGUCUGCCUGGACAUCGCCUGGAGCCAAAUCAAGGACAAAUUCGUCAAGCGCGAGACCCUGGCCAACUACGUCAUGCGCUCCGUCCUCGUGAGCUUAAGCGUGUUGAUCGCCGUGGCCGUCCCCACCAUCGUGCCCUUCGUGGGGCUCAUCGGCGCCUUCUGCUUCUCCAUCCUCGGCCUCAUGUGCCCCGUCUUCAUCGAAAUCCUCACCUUCUGGGGCAAAGGCUACGGCUUCUGCUACUGGAAGAUCAUCAAGAACGUCAUCAUCGUCUUCACCGGGUUCCUGGCCUUGAUCUUCGGCUCGAAAUCGGCCAUCCAAGACAUCGUUAAACUGUUUACGGAUUGAUAGUUAUAGUGAAUGAGUAUUAGAGUUAAGGGUUAGUUGCGCAGGAACCAAGAACAAGAUGUUCGGUCGUGCAGUUUAUUUAUUUAUUGAAAUUGUUCAGUUGCUGGCUCUCAACUAAAUGGUGAAUUGUAUAGAGGUCGUUCGUUUUCGUAACGCCAUGUCACGUCUGCGUGCACUCGCUUGUUCUAGUCACGUGAUGUCAUAUUCCGCUCCCCACCAGCAGAUGUCGCUGUAUAAAGCACAGUUAUGGAAAUGGACGGCUUAUAAGUGACGAUUUGUCGCUUUGUUUAUUAGGAAAAAUAUUUUUCAAGCACAACUACGUACUGAGCAAUUUUUCUGUACAACGUUUAGCACUCUUGCAAUUAUUUUCUAUUUAUUGUUUCAUUGUAUUUAUAAUUUUAAAAAUCGAUAAGUAUUUUUAAUAUGUGAUGGAUCUACCAGUAUGAAUGUUCCUGGCACUUGAUUCUAGUUUUAGAUGUAUGAAGUGCUUCGUGAAAAUGCGCGAAAUAGUGUAAUUGUUGAUAUGGAACUAAAUUUUGUGAAUUGCCUAAAUUAGUUAUAAUAAGUUUGUUAUUUUAGUGUACUGUUUUUCAUUUUAUUUUUUAAAAAAUUGAAUAAAACUUUAAUAAAUUUUAA